AUGUUUUCAACUACAUCUGCUUCCCACACAGCACCAGCACGUUCCCCAUCAUCAUCCAUACGCAACCCCUCUCCACAUAUCCUGGUCAAAUCCACACUCGGCUCCCAUGCGUCCCAAUCUGAAUCACUUAUCACGAAUCUUUCCUCUAUCCUCGCAGGCGGGACACCCACCGCCUCCACUUCCAUCCACACCAGCAACACCAAGUCUACUAUUAUCACUAACACCCCAACCCCUGCUGCAAACAACCACCCAAUUACGCGCACGGUGUAUGCAGGCGUGAUUGUAGGCAGCGCGAUUGGCGGGUUGGGGGUUGUGCUUCUAGUGGUUAUUUUAGUGGUAUCGACAAAGAAACGGGGGAGGAGACGAACAUCGAGUGAUUCUACAGAUUUGGGAAUGACAGGGGCACGCGGGCUGUGGAUGUGGAUGAAAAAUCAUUACCAUCCAAGUCGUUCGGCACGGACUCGGCACACCGACAUUUCACCGUUCUUCCUCUCGUCCUCGCCAGGAACGGCAGGAGCAACUGCACAUGGCCCCUCCUCCCGUACGACGUCUGCAUCCGAGCGCGCUGCAAAAUAUCUUCGCAUUCAAGGCGCAAGUCACGGUCUUGUACAGAAUCUACACAGUGAGCCAGAAGGUGGUCAAGGUCGCGCCGCUGUGGGUAAAUACCAGGUCAGGAAUCGUACAACUGCGAAUCCUGGUGUCGCUGAUGACAGCGAGUCUAUACCCUUACCUCCUGGUUUAUCUCAGCCUCAGCCAGUGAUGGGUGGGGGAGGGGGAGGGGUGUCCAUGGAGGGCGCUGGCGCUAAUCAGAUGGUUGAGGACUCAGCCAACCAUGAUGUUCAUCCUUCCAGCUCCCAAGCUCACGUAUCGGGAGAAGAAAGCCCGCCCUCUUACCAUUUUACCUCUGUGGUAACCUAG
Messenger RNA from Psilocybe cubensis, 918 nucleotides. RefSeq lists its product as uncharacterized. The coding region runs from base 1 to 918 and encodes 305 amino acids. Lineage: Eukaryota; Fungi; Basidiomycota; Agaricomycetes; Agaricales; Agrocybaceae. The record is from RefSeq and is a predicted model, not a curated record. The transcript is spliced from 2 exons.